GUGAAACUGAAUUGAAGUCUGAUCCACUGCUGGAAUUCUACUGACCAAAAUUCAACUUGCCAGGAAAGGACUGGAACCUCCUGUGUAUGUUUAAUGGCAAGUUAUUCUAUAUAGAAACAAAAGGAUGGACGCACAGAUGUCAGAUGCAGACCUUCUCACCUCCUCCUCCCCUUCUCCGCCUCCCAUCUUCCACUGUGACUACAGUGACUGGUCUCCUUCCUUCUCCAUCAUCCCCUCCGUAUACCUGCUAGCCUUCCUGGUUGGUUGCCUCGGCAACGGCCUGGUGCUGUGGGCCUACCUGGACCGAGCUGAGGGGAGGGGAACAAGGACCGGAGACAAAAUUGGAACUGGAAAGCUCUGUUGUGCUGGCAUUUUCAGAACCAGUCAGCAGAACAUUAACAACUCUGUUAGAUUUCCUCCAAAGAACAAGGAAAACUGUGGAGAUUCCUCAGGACGAAGCCGUAGGCCUUCCUCUCACUCCUCUUCUGCAUCUUAUCCCCCGUCCAUCUCCCGUCCCUCACGCUCACUGACAGACUCCCUAAUAGCCAGCUUAGCCUUAGCUGACCUCUGCUUCCUUGUCACUCUCCCUCUGUGGGCGGUCUACACAGCGAUGGGCUACCACUGGCCUUUUGGGCAACCCCUCUGCCAAAUCAGCAGCUUCCUCACUGCUCUCAACAUGUAUGCCAGUGUGUUCAGCCUGAGCAUGCUCAGUGUGGAGAGGUACUGGGUCCUAACCGGCCGCCGGCACUCUGGCCACCAUGCCCCACAGAGGUUCCCCAGCAGGGCUUUGUGGAUACUUGGAGGGGUGUGGGUGCUGGCGGGGGUGCUGGCACUUCCUGGUCUGCUGCUGCGCUCUGUCAGGGAGGUGGAGCCUGAAUUUGGGGAUGAGUGGCAGCUCGAGUCAGUUCAUCCUACUGACUAUGGAUCGGUGUUCCUCUCCUGUCAGAUGGAUUACUCCAUGCUGAUUGAAGCAGGCCUGGAGGAGCCAGAUCGAGAGAGGGCAGAGAUGUGGUGGGCGGCCGCCCUGAGUCUUAAAUCAACUCUAAUCGGUUUCCUGCUUCCUCUCGUCAUCUUGCUGGUCUGCUACUGCUCACUGGCACAGCUACUCAACAGACAUUUUGGUCGGGGCCCUCGUCCUGACCGCAGGCGCCAGCGAAGACUCCUCAGGGUCAUUGUCACUUUAGUGAUGGCUUUCUUUCUGUGUUGGCUACCCCUGCAUGUUAAUAAGACUGUGUCCAUGCUGCUGGAGUUUGGCUUUGUCCCAUAUUCCUGCUCUUUAGAUCAGCUCUUACUGGCUGCUCACCCAUACGUUACCUGUUUAGCUUAUCUCAACUCCUGCCUUAACCCUCUCCUGUACGCUGCCUGUGACCCAUCAUUCAGGAAGAGAUGCAGAGGAGCUCUUCUCAUGUUGUGCAGGACAAGCAGGAGAGGAGAAGAGGGAAGGGAGAUAAAGAACGAUGAAGGGGAGGAGGAGAGAAAGGAGAGGGGCUCAGCUUUUCCCUCAAGAACACAGGAGGAGACAGCAGAUAGGACAGAGGAUGGAGAGGACGAGAGGGUGGGGUCGGUGGCUGGGAUGAUUUCUGAGGCCACAUGAAUCAUGGCUGAAAACUCAUAAGAUGUGUUGUUGAAGACAACAGACUGAAAAUCCACAUUGACCUAAACUUAGACUCUUGAAGAAACUGUGUCAGAUGACAACAACAACAAACAAACAUCUUUAUAAAAUGAACAUUCAUUGGAUCAUGGACAUAAUUCCCUGCCUCCAGUCCACAUAUUUCCCACAGGAAAGAUGUCACUUCUUCCCAGAAGAGACUUGAGCCCAGAAAUGGUAUCUUGCAGGGAAAAAAAAAGGCUUCUCAUGUCAUUUGAUCUGUUUUUACAGUAUAUUUUGUACUAGCCAUUUAUUCUCAGUUGUUUAUUGAUUUUGUUUUGCACUGUUUUUGAUGUUGUUUUUCUAAUAAAAUAAGGCUCAUGUGCACUUGUGUUUGUAUUUUAACCAGAAAAAAUACAGCACAUGUAUAAAUCUGCCAAAAUGUGGCACUAAUGGGAGCAAACCAUUUAAAUUCAACUCUAAGCGUAUUUGUCAUUUCAACUAUAAAACAAAUACUGUGAAGAUAAUAUUAGGUUGGUUGGUCUGCUUUUGUUGCCAUAUAUAGCUAGUAACGCAAUAUCUCUGUUAUUUCAAGUUUCAGUUGCUUUUAACUCAAGUUUUCAAUUUCUUAAAGUAUGGACACAAGUAAC
Molecule: messenger RNA, 2238 nt
Organism: Scatophagus argus
Lineage: Eukaryota; Metazoa; Chordata; Actinopteri; Scatophagidae
Gene: aplnr2
Product: apelin receptor 2
Exons: 1
Coding region: 125-1594 (489 amino acids)
Biological process (GO): G protein-coupled receptor signaling pathway; immune response
Cellular component (GO): membrane
Molecular function (GO): G protein-coupled receptor activity
Source: RefSeq, a predicted model, not a curated record